AUGGAUGAAAAUGCAGACGUCCCGGUGUCGGAUUUCUCCGACUCUAUUGACUCGGGUGUGAGCGUAUUGCAGACGAGGACUGGAUCUGCUGCAUCAUAUGAUAGUCCUCAGAGACACCGGAGGCGAAACCCUAGAGCAAGGCGUCCGGUGAAGGAAACACUGGACGCCCGCUCCUCGUAUUACACCAGUCAAGAUGAUGGUACUGCUGAACAUCGCAUCAACCAAUAUGUGAUUAAGCAGGAGAUCGGACGUGGCUCGUUCGGCGCCGUUCAUCUGGCAGCAGAUCAAUUCGGUAAUGAAUAUGCUGUCAAGGAAUUCUCCAAGUCCAGGUUAAGGAAACGUGCGCAGUCGCAUUUGCUGCGCAGACCCCGAGGCCCGAGACGGCCUGGUACGGAUUUUAAUUCGCCUUUGCAUCGGCAUCCUUCUGGAGAUGAUGAGAAUGCACAGAAUCCCUUGUAUUUGAUCAAGGAGGAGAUUGCCAUUAUGAAGAAAUUGAAUCAUGGCAAUCUGGUCUCAUUGAUUGAAGUCUUGGAUGAUCCAUCCGAAGAUUCUCUGUAUAUGGUCAUGGAGAUGUGCAAGAAAGGUGUGAUCAUGAAGGUUGGGUUGGAAGAGAGGGCGGAUCCCUAUGAUGAUGAGCAUUGUCGGUGCUGGUUCCGCGAUUUGAUCUUGGGGAUCGAGUACCUGCAUGCUCAAGGGAUUGUCCAUCGAGAUAUAAAACCAGACAAUUGUUUGGUCACAAACGACGAUGUGUUGAAGGUGGUCGAUUUUGGUGUCUCGGAGAUGUUCGAAAAAGACUCAAACAUGUUCACUGCCAAGUCAGCUGGAUCACCAGCAUUUCUUCCGCCAGAGCUGUGCGUCGUCAAGCACGGUGAUGUGUCAGGAAAGGCGACAGAUAUAUGGUCCAUGGGUGUGACGCUGUAUUGUCUUCGAUAUGGAAAGCUGCCAUUCGAGAAGCAUAACAUUUUCGAGUUGUACGAUAGUAUCAGAGAAGAUCCUCUUGUCUGUGAAGACGAGGAGGAUGAGGGAUUCAAGGACCUGAUGAAUCGCAUUUUGGAGAAGGAUCCGGAGAAGCGGAUCGAUAUGUUUGGCUUACGGGAACACCCUUGGGUAACAAAGAAUGGGACAGAUCCUCUGCUAUCAUUCGAGGAAAAUACGUCGCAAAUCAUUGCACCACCCACAGAAGAAGAGCUGGACCGCGCUAUCACAAAAAACAUGGGCCAUCUCAUGACCGUGAUGAAAGCCGUCAAGAAAUUCAAACGACUGACAGAUCCCACGAAGGCUCAAACCCCUCAAACUCCCAUGGAGAGCAUCCUCGGCGGUGAAGGGUCCUAUUUCGUCGAACCCCCAAUGGAAAUGGACCCAGACGAGCCCUUCCCAGCAGUUGGCGAGGCACCCCAUGGCAGCAGUCUACGCGCAGGCGUACGCAAAGUCUUCAGACAUCCAUUCGCCGCGUUCCGUGACCACGGCGCCCCAGGCUCCAGCGACUCAGCCAGCAUCUCAUCGAGACCCGAGCACAGUGCUAACAGCAGCCAGCGACCCAGCGGCGUCUUCGAGGAGGGCUCAGACUCGCCAUUAGGCCACGCAUCCCCUUACAUCCCCUCACGCACAAGCUCAGCAACAACAAAGCGCAGCAUGGAAGGUACAAGGGGCCAUGCGCGGGAUCCUCUAGAGGAAGAAUUCCCAUACCUUUUCAUCGGCCCGUCGACAUAUACAGGCUCCCAGGAACCGGAAGUUGAAAUGAGCGACGAGCCCGCUUCCGUCUUUGAAGAACCAGACACCCUCGAUGCAGAGCCUGAGCAAUUUGUCAGCGAAUCGCCCGGCGCUGCAGAAUUCAACAUAUAUGAAACGGCCUAUAGGUCUGAGCUCGAGCGCAUCAAGCAGAGUCAAAAAGACAAAGACCGCAACACCGGCCCGAAGGUCUAUCUGACGCGCCGCGUUGAGAACAAAGACGAGGUGAUGAAGCUGGCCAAGGAGAAGGCCUUGGAUCUGCAGAUCGGUCAGCGGUUCACCUUUGCUCCCAGCAGGACAGCGUCGUCGAUCGGGUCGGCGGUUAGUGCGCUGCGCUCGCAGAUGUUGCAGAAGAGGCAGGCGGAGCAGGUCGGCGAGGCUGCUACUGUUGGUGAUGCGGCUGGUGGGCAGGAUCAUCAGCCUCAUCUUCAUCCCCCGUCUGUCACUUCGCAGGGGAUUCCUGGGCCCGAGCCUUCAUCGCUUGAGGCGACAGGUGUGUCGUCUGCUUCGGGUGAGGAUUCGAAGUCUCACUUGCGACGGCUUCUUGAUCGUGGGAACGAGUAG
Molecule: messenger RNA, 2292 nt
Organism: Penicillium soppii
Lineage: Eukaryota; Fungi; Ascomycota; Eurotiomycetes; Eurotiales; Aspergillaceae
Product: serine/threonine-protein kinase
Exons: 6
Coding region: 1-2292 (763 amino acids)
Biological process (GO): intracellular signal transduction; protein phosphorylation
Cellular component (GO): cytoplasm
Molecular function (GO): protein serine/threonine kinase activity; ATP binding
Source: RefSeq, a predicted model, not a curated record